AUGUUUGGACAAGAGGUAGGUAGACACUGUUACAGGAGCAGCCAUCUCGCUGACAACACUUUUAUAGGUGGAACUGAUCUGGGUGAGCGGACUCUCGCAUCAAAAGAACGACGUGAACAUUACUAUCUACUCGCCUGUCCCACGUAUCAACGAGCACGCCAUUCAUUGUCCAACGCGCUGGGCCGUCAAGCUGCAUCCCUCUCCUACAUCCUAACUGACCCCGCAGCUACCCCCCACUUGAUCAGAUAUGUUAACGCUACCGGCCGCAUGAAAGCCAUCCUUGGUGAAAUCCCGCUUCCCCGCCCACCUGCCCGCUGA
Messenger RNA from Suillus discolor, 318 nucleotides. RefSeq lists its product as uncharacterized. The coding region runs from base 1 to 318 and encodes 105 amino acids. The record is from RefSeq and is a predicted model, not a curated record. The transcript has a single exon. Lineage: Eukaryota; Fungi; Basidiomycota; Agaricomycetes; Boletales; Suillaceae.